GAAGCGGCGGUCUGCCUUAACCUGUGGCGGUUCCGGAUCCCGAAGUUUUAGUCGUGGUGGAGGCAACAGUCAAGGAGCUGGCCAGGCAGGUUGUAAUGACGGCGCAGAGUCCUGCAGCCUUCAGGCCCAACAAGCCUUAGGGACCGGGCUACCGUGCGGGGAGAACCGUGGCGGCGUCUUUCUGUCCCCUGGGGAUCCAAGCACCUGGGUAGAGGAUUCUUACUACAGAAAGCGCACCCGCGACUCUAUUUUGAAUAUGUCGUUUGUCAGAGUGAACCGUUACAGUCCCCGGGGUGGAGGAAGGAAAGCACUGAAAAUAAAGAAGAAGAAAUCGUCAGUGAAGCAAGAAUGGGAUAAUACUGUGAAUGAUCUAACAGUUCAUCGGGCAACUCCUGAAGAUCUGGUGUAUAUAGAACCAACUUGUGUUGUAACUCUUAUUUUUGUGCUGAGAAAGGCUCUUAAUGAAGUAGAGGAUGGGGAAGAAGAAGAAACUAUUAAUAGCCUAUCAGAAGCAAGUGAGAAUGAAUUGGAUAACUCUCUAAACUCUCAGUCUCACACGAAUACAGACAGGUAUGUACAUAUGUCAUCAUUGAGGAGGACUGUUCAAACUCGCCCUGCUCCACGAAUUCCUCCAACCGUGGAAAUAAUUGAGAAGGAGCAAAACUGGGAAAAGAAGACCCUACCUACUGGCACACACAUUCAGAAUUCAAGUGAAGAGAAUCAUCUCUUCACUCAGAGGUGGAGGGUCUCUCACAUGGGAGAAGAUUCGGAGAACAAAACCCAGGCCCCUUUUGUUAGCCUGUCACAGCCCCUGUGCAAUCCCCACUCAAACACUCAGCCAGCGAGAAACCCUGCACUCUCAGAUGAGCCCUCAGUACUGGGAGAUGGGCAGCAGCUUAGAGCAAAUGAGGUGUUAAUGCAAAGAAAGGACAUCAUGGCACGGAUUGCUGAGCUGACACUGCAGAAUUCAGCUAUCAAGGCACAUCUGAAUAAUAUUAUUGGGCCAUGGGGUGAGCAAGGGGAUGGACUUCGGGAGUUAAACCAACAGGAGACAAGUCAUACUGGUGACAUGACUGCUACUUUUCCAGCAUCACAACCUCUAACACCAAGCAGCAUGGAGGAACGGAUUGCAGAAUUGAACCGGCAGAGUAUGGAGGCUCGUGGAAAACUCUUGCAGUUAAUAGAGCAGCAGAAACUUGUUGGCUUGAAUCCUUCGUCUCCACCAGUGUCACCUAUUCAGUCACCUCUCAGAGCUUGGACUGGCUGGUCACAGAUUCAUGAUUUGAAAGUUUUUAAACUUUUACCCAUUCCGGUUAAUAAUGAUAGGUUACUCUCUCACUCUCUUUUGUUUUUCACAAAUAGAUCUUCGGGGGCUACUAGUAAUUCUUGUUCUCCAUUAAAUGCCACCUCAGGAAGUGGGCAAUUCACACCUGUUAAUCCAAGAGCAAAGAUUGAGAAACAAAAUGAAGAAGGCUGGUUUGCUCUUUCCUCCCAUGUGUCAUAAGUGAAGUCAAGUUUACAGUUUGUUCUCAGUAACAUGUUCUUGAGCUUCCACUUCCCUUCCCCUGUUCUUCCUCUCAAGUUGUUAGUGUCCUUCUUUCAGAUAAAACCUGCAAAGAGUGACUUAGUACUAAAAGAACGGAAAAGUAAAGCAAUUAUUUUAUUUUUGAACUUUUCAAAUAGAUUUCAGAUAAACAACCUACAACCUCUUGUGAAUAAAAUUUUGAUUAUAGGGACAUUAAAGUUUUAGAAUCUAAUAAUUUUAUAAGUAUUUUAAGGCUUUUUUGAGUAAUGCAUUAUUACCUUUAUCAUCUUUACUUAGAUUAUUUUUUGUCUACUGUAUCUUAAAUGUUGAUCUAUUUUAUUUUUUUCUGAAGAACUAAGUUGCUUUGCAUAUGGCUUAACAAUAAAAUAAUACCUCUGUGUGAUUAAAGUCUGGCUUUCAGAAAAAUUUAACACCCCCUUUAGUUUCUUACUUUGGGGCAAGUCAUUAUAGUCCAUGACUUUUUCCAUCAAAUGGAAUGGAAUGUCCAGCUUUAAAAAGUAGGCGUGGGAGUAUUUGUUUAUAUUUGCUUCAGCACGUAAGAGUGGUUGUAUAUAUUGUAAAAUUCUUACAUAGUCUUUAAAUGUGAAAAUGUCAACAAUAAUGGUACUGUACAACGAAUAAAGAAUGAUCAUAGAGCUCAAAUGUCUAAAUUCAGUAACACUGAUUUAUUGGUUUCUUUUGUGUUUGAAACAGAAUUGAGUAACAAAAGUUGCUAUCAAUUUUCCCAGCCCUGAAUCCAUACCAAGAGUUCAGGGUAGGUCUUUCUUCAAGGCACGUGUUUGGCUCUCAGACAUUCGUUUCUAUUUUGAACUUGCUUUUUAAAUUACCUCUGCCCCUUGGCUCUGUGAUAGGAUUCUCAUCCUAAAGGAGGUUGGAGAGGAGUGGGGGAAACACAUUGAAGCUAUGUACGUGGGGAACUUCGCCUGACAACACCUUCCCUCCUCUUGCAGUUCUAGGUCACUGCUCUGGGAAGUGUCCUAUGCAGCUUUCAUUUGGGCCUCUUCAUUGUUGUGGUAGCAAAAAUAAUAUUAGUUUCUUCUGGUAUCACUGAUUUUAUUCACGUGAAGUCAUCUGUAUUUAUAUGCAUUAUUGCAGAUUCUUUCAUUUGUGUUGCACUUUUUGAAACUCGGUGUUUAAUAAAUACUAUCCUUGUU
Molecule: messenger RNA, 2700 nt
Organism: Hipposideros armiger (great roundleaf bat)
Lineage: Eukaryota; Metazoa; Chordata; Mammalia; Chiroptera; Hipposideridae
Gene: SPICE1
Product: spindle and centriole associated protein 1
Exons: 9
Coding region: 257-1504 (415 amino acids)
Biological process (GO): metaphase chromosome alignment; mitotic spindle assembly; regulation of centriole replication
Cellular component (GO): centriole; centrosome; spindle
Source: RefSeq, a predicted model, not a curated record